UUUCCUGGAGGGUGAGAUGAAGGAGAAGGAGGACGUCUCGAGCUCUCACGUUUUAACUGCAGAUGACUUACAGCACCGUUUCGUUGGGCGGGAAGAGGCGAUCAAGGCAGCAUCGAGUUGCUUCGCACGGAUCAUCACCGUUGCAAAGAGGGACGUCCCUGGCAACCUCCGACCUAUAAUUCCCGUUUGUGCUGGCAUCUCUGGACUCGGGAAGACGCGCAUGUUGGAAGAAGGUGGCAUGAUAUUACGAGACGUGAUGGAGUUGGGUGCCGAGCGCGUUGCCAGCGUGAUUGUUCCUUACGAUGACAUGUACAGCCCGCAAGAAGUCGAGCAAUCGAUGCCGAUUGCUGCAUCUUUCUCGUGGAGAAUGUUAUAUCGAUUCUUCCUGGCCGAGAACUGCUCGGUCUCGUUCAAAGAGUGGUUUAAGUCGCGCUUGCCGGUCAAUGGCCACCACCUGACGUUUGCGACUGCAGUCCAAGCUAUCGAGUGCAAGCUUCGCAAGAGGCAGCCGGAUACGACAGUGCCAUUGUACCUCUUUCUUGGAAUUGACGAUUACCAAUGUAUAAAAUACGUUGGUGCUCACCAGGAAAAUCCGGAUGUGUCACUCAUACAUGAGCUCGUGGGAGUUAUA
Phytophthora sojae is the source of this 631-nucleotide messenger RNA. RefSeq lists its product as hypothetical. The record is from RefSeq and is a predicted model, not a curated record. Lineage: Eukaryota; Oomycota; Peronosporomycetes; Peronosporales; Peronosporaceae. The annotation marks the transcript as partial. The transcript has a single exon.